AGUUGCUUCUCGCCUUGAAGAAGAAAGAUAUGGUUGUUCAAUUUCCGGAUGCAGAGUUUCUAGAACACAAGAGCAAGGAGACAUGGGGUCAGCUUGAUCUUCUAGAGCUUCUUGAUUUUCUUGAGAUGUUUCCUAAGCUGAAGAUUUUAAAAUUUUCUCAAUACCAGUUGGAGGAUUUUGAUCCCAUCGUUAGGACGACAUUCCCCCGUCCCUCACUGCUCCAUCUAAAUACAGUUGAGAGUACUUGGUCUGCAGAAGACCCCUCACUAAUUCCAUUUAUAGAAUUUCUCUUGCAAAAUGCUCCCUUGCUCCACAAGCUCGUGUUUCGUCUUACGUCGUCGUGUAGAGAAAAUCGCAAGUACUACUUAAUGGUCGAAGAGAAGGUGCGAAGUAUGCCAAGAUCCUCCCCAACUGCUGAGGUUAUUAUAACCAAAUACAAAUCGUUUCAAUUACUCAACGGAGCUUAUUAUAAAUGGAGUCAGCAUUUGCUUUAAUUACUUUUUACUGAUCCUGUUUUGGUUAUUUGCAUUAUCUGUUUCUAGAUAUGGAGUCAGCAUUUGCUUUCAAUUACGUUUUUAAGCGGCAUCCCCGUUGAUGAAUAUUCAUGUUUUUCAUAUAUAUUAGCGACU
Molecule: messenger RNA, 629 nt
Organism: Salvia miltiorrhiza (redroot sage)
Lineage: Eukaryota; Viridiplantae; Streptophyta; Magnoliopsida; Lamiales; Lamiaceae
Exons: 2
Coding region: 30-494 (154 amino acids)
Source: RefSeq, a predicted model, not a curated record